Molecule: messenger RNA, 1449 nt
Organism: Microtus oregoni (creeping vole)
Lineage: Eukaryota; Metazoa; Chordata; Mammalia; Rodentia; Cricetidae
Gene: Mei4
Product: meiotic double-stranded break formation protein 4
Exons: 6
Coding region: 109-1284 (391 amino acids)
Biological process (GO): oogenesis; spermatogenesis; homologous chromosome pairing at meiosis
Cellular component (GO): lateral element
Source: RefSeq, a predicted model, not a curated record
UUGCCCUCUGUUCUCUCAGGCCGCUGCUUCCCCUCAGGCUGCGCAUGCUCUCAGGUGCUGAGACUUGGGGCUCUGGGUCACGCCCUUGGAGGAGGGACAAAAGCCAAGAUGGAUGUCCAGACAUGGUAUUUGAAAACGUCCAAACUGGCGCUGGCAUUGGCAAUCAUCCACUCCAAACCAGCAGACAGAAGCAGCCGAGAAUACGCAGAACAGCUGGCCAUCCUGGUGACCCAGCGGGACUCCAAAGGGAAAUCGAAAGUUGAAGCUUUAGAAGCCGAAGUUCUACAAUUACGUCAACAACUUUUCCUGAGUCGGAUUUCCUCAGGAUUGUUUAAGAAUGGACAUGAUGUGUUCCCCCCAUUGCCAGAUGAGGAACCUAGAAGUUCUGAAAAUACUGUGGCUUUGAUGGAUGAUUCUGGAUGCAUCUUGUCAAGUGAGCAAAGAAGCGAACUUGCAGAGUUGUCCCAGCAUCUUGUGGAGAGCUGCAGCCCCCCGCCCCUUCUGCCACUGCCUCUUGACAAGAAGUCCUGCACCACCCUGGGAAAUCCCCCGUCUUCACACAUGCAGUUCUUACAGCAUCUGCUUGAACUGAAGAAACUGACAGAAUCCAGUGGUCUGAAACUAUACUUGAGCCACUUUGAGAGAGACUCCUCCACAGUUUCUGAUUCGGUUGCACAGUUGUUAGAUGGCCUGAUCACGUUUUACCGUAACCCCAAACUCCCUUUCUCAAGUUUUUGGAUGGAAGCUGUUGGUACAUUAGCUAGACUGAUGGAUGAUUUUAAUUUAUCUAAUCGUAUUCUUAAAAAAUGUUCGAAGAAGUUGGAAGAAUUGGAGAAAACUCUACUGCAGGCUAUUUUAGCGAACGACAGUAUAAACCGGUUCCAGGUGCAGCAUCACGUCUCCCAGAGUCUAGUAACCCUAGGAAGGUGCAGCUUGCUGAAGAAGCCUAUUAUAUUGCUAUUGCUAUCAGAAGUGAACAGCUUUGUGGAUGACCUGGGAGCCAUCAGUCAGGGUCAAGGCAAUUAUGAUGUGACUCGCUAUGAAAAUAUUUUCUCCUUGUUCUGGAUUCUGGAGCAGCUUUUUCAACAGGAAACCCAGGGAGACCCCACUUUACACAUUGAUCACAGCAGCCCCGAAAUCCAAGAGUUUCUUCAGAAGCAUGACGAGACCAUCUUCCAGCUUUCAGAUGCAUUCCCUUUACUUACUUUUUAUUUAUGGAGACUAGGCAUCCUCUUGACCUCAGCAGAGAUGGAGACAGGUUUUUUAUAUGGUAGAUUGCAUUGACAAAUUUUUGAACCAUCCUUGUGUCUAUGGGAAGAAGCCUGCUUGAUCAUUCUGAAUGAUCUUUUUGAUGUGGUCUUAGAUUUAAUUUAUCAGUAUUUUUUAAAAGUAUUUUUUGUAUCAAAGUUUGUGAAGGAAAUUGGUCUGUAAUUCUAUUUCUUUGUUGAA